Messenger RNA from Habropoda laboriosa, 2690 nucleotides. RefSeq names its product dnaJ homolog dnj-5. The transcript has 7 exons. The record is from RefSeq and is a predicted model, not a curated record. The coding region runs from base 172 to 2658 and encodes 828 amino acids. Lineage: Eukaryota; Metazoa; Arthropoda; Insecta; Hymenoptera; Apidae. Gene Ontology annotation, molecular function: dopamine receptor binding.
ACAAAUGUAGUGACUGAUUUUGUAUUAAUCGCAUGGCAUAUAGUUUAAAAUUGUAUAUAUUACUUAAAUAUGAAUAUUUCCUUUACAAUAUGUUAAGAAGCCGUUUGUUUAUAAUAAUGUAAAUGGAUAUUCAGGGCUGAUACAUUUGCCGACAAAUAAAUCUACCACAAUAUGGCAGAGCAACAACAAUCUCCUUCUGGAUUUAAACAUAUGUCCUUAGAUAAAAUUAUUGAAGCAAUGACUUCAGAUUUGGAAAGUUCCAAUGGUCACUAUGUUCAAUUUGGUAUAAAUCCACAACAAGCUGUAUCUCAUAAUUGGGGAGAUUAUUCUUCAGAUCAAAGAAGACAUUAUAUUGCUAGUCAAUCUCCUCAUUCUAAUCCACCUACAAUGCAAUCUAUGACUUCAAUGGGUACUCCUCUUUAUAUGCAAGAUAUGUCGAAUUAUGAUUCUACAACAGAAUCAAUAUACUUUCCAUCUCAAGCAGUAAAUCAUUUAGGUAUAAAUGAAAAUAAUGACUUGAUUGGUACUAUAGAUGUUGGAGGUGGCAAUUAUAUUAAUCUUUCAAGUAUGGCGCCUUAUAGAAAUCAAAACAUAAUUGACAGAGAAUAUGGUCUUUUUAAUGAUAGACGUAUUACUGUAUCAUCUGAUUUGCCAACUCAGAAUUUGAAUGGAAAGCAAUUAAUUGAAAAUUUGGUUGGUAAUUGGGCACCAAAUCAAUCUGGUACCUAUAGUCCUUUUGGUGGCUCUCCGAAUAUAACUCCAGUACCACAAUCAACAGAUGUUAGAGAUCCUGAAGAAUUACCUAGAAAUUCAACUGAUUGUCAACAUAAGAAACCUCGGGUGAUAGCAGAAGUAAAACCCAUGCGACCUUCUUACUCCGAUGUUUUAACAAAAUCUGCUCCAACACCUCCAUCUCCUUUAACAAUUCAACCAAUUAAACCCAAAACAGAAUUUAUAAGCAAGAAAAUUUCUAACAAGAAUUCAAAGAAUAAAUCUAAAUCUUCAGCAUUAAAGAGACAAAAUUCAUCUGGAAGUGAUGAUCAUAAUUCUCCAAAAAUGCAAAUACCAAGAAAGAUAUUAGAAAAAAAUAACUCAAACCUCCCACGGCGCUGGGUAUCAUUAGAUAAUCUUGGUUCACCAACUGAAUCUCAUGAAAUAAAUACUUUUGACAGAUCAAAUCACUUUGAAAAGAAAAAAAUUUCUAAAAUACCUAAAAAGUUUGAAAAAGGAGAAACACUUAAUAAUUCAAAAAUUCAAAAUAAUAAUUCUAAAUCUGCUGGAAAUAUUCCUAAACGUCCUAUACAGAUAAACAACAAUUUAAAUAUAAUAAACACUUCCAAUCAAUCUGUUUCCCCUGAAAAAAUAGAAAAAAAUCAACAAGUUAUUAACAAAAUGAAUAAAGAAGAAAAAAAACUUGUCAAGGAAAAGAAUUCUAAGCGUUUUCAAGCUGAAAAGACACAACAAAUUAAAAAAGCCCAAAGAAAUCGCAGAAGAGAGAAUAAAGAGUCUCCAGUUAAAGAUUUGUAUAAAAACCUAAACAAAUAUGCCAAUCAUUGGAUUAAAUUUGGAUUAAAAAUAUUUCAUUGGUUGCUACACUUAGUAUCUGAUGUAAUUAGUAUGAGCGUUAACCUUAUGAUUCUACUUGGUAAAUGUGGAUGGUAUCAUACUACAUUGUAUUUGAAACACUCAUGGAUUUAUAUGGCUAUGACAUUUUCAAACAUUCGUAUUUUAAAUGCUGUCGGUAAGCAAUUGGAUAGUUGGUUUGGAAAUAGUAAAUUUGCAUUUUGGCGUAAAAUAAAAACUAAAAGUGAAGAAAAAGAAGAAAAUAGUAAUUGGAUACGUGGUGGUCUUGAAGCCAAUAUUGCAUUACCUAGUACUGGUGAAGAGGCUAUGAAAAGAUUAUUAGCUUGUAAAGGAAAGGAUCCUUAUAGUAUACUUGGUGUCACACCAACAUGUUCAGAUGAUGACAUUAAAAAAUAUUAUAAGAGGCAAGCCUUCUUAGUUCAUCCAGAUAAAAAUAAUCAGCCUGGUGCAGAAGAAGCAUUUAAAAUACUCGUACAUGCUUUUGAUAUAAUUGGUGAACCGGAACGCCGACAAGCAUUUGAUCAAACGAGACAAGUUGAAGCAGCUUGGGGUGUAUUAAGUGAUUUACUUUCACAGCUUCAUAGAAAGAUGGAACAGGCAGCAAAUACAAUAAGAUGUACAAAUUGUGGUCUGAGGCAUAAAAGAAGUCCAACACAGCGCCCUUGCUAUGCAGCGCGAUUUUGUGCUCAAUGUAAAAUACGCCACAGUGCAAAAGAAGGAGAUAUUUGGGCAGAGUCUCGUUUAAUGGGUUUUCUUUGGCAUUAUUAUGCCUGUAUGGAAGGAGCAGUAUACGAUGUUACUGAUUGGGCAGCUUGUCAAGCUGGUAAUUUAAAACACCUAAGAGCAAAUACACAUAGUGUUCAAUACAGAAUUGUCUUAGGCCAGCGACCGCCAUCGCAAACCGCCAAUAAUGGUAAAAAGCGUCAACAAAUAGACCCAAAUACGAGUGAAGCCGAUUUUGAAGACUUUUUAAAUACUUUAUACAACCACAGCAAGACCGGAAAUACUAGUACAUUGGAACAAAAUUCAUUUGGAGGGAAUUGUAAGCGCCGUAAAACUAGACGCAAGAAGUAAAGAGUAUGGCAAGUUACUUCCUAAUCUUUUAG